AUACGUAACCUACCGACCUAACCUACAAUUGUGGUGCUUCAAAGUGAUUUUAAAAAUAAGAAUUUCUUAUAAGAAAAUAAUAUUUUGUAGUCAAACAUGACACUUUAUCACUUUGGUAAUUGUAUAGCACUUAUUUAUGUUCCCUAUUAUCUCACGUAUAAAUAUUCAGGAUUGUCCGAAUAUGGGGCAUUUUGGAAGUGUAUUCAAGCUGGUUCUACUUAUAUCUUUACUCAACUAGCAAAAAUGUUAGUGUUAGCAACGUUCUUUCCAGACAGUGAAACAGAUACUAUAGACUUUUUAGGUGAAUUCCUAAAAGCCACAGUAGAUCUGACAGAUUUAGUAGGUCUAUAUUUAAUUUUAAAAAGUAUUCCUGGAAAAGGGCACAGCAAAGUUCUAACUGCUGGAAUAGGUUGGGCAACAGCUGAAGUAAUUCUUUCAAGGGCCCUUCUUCUUUGGGUGGGUGCAAGAGGAGCAGAGUUUGAUUGGAAAUACAUUCAAAAAUCACUAGAAUCAAAUAUUGCAUUGGUACAGCACAUUUCCACAGCUACUUUGGUUUGGUUGUGGACAAGACAUGAUUUGAAAGCCCGUUUAAGACCCAUAGUUGUAUCAUUAUUAAUAUUUUCAUCCUAUAAAGCUUUAAUACUGGAUUUAUUGUUUAAAUCUUUAGCAAUAGGUCCAUGGAUUGCAUUGUCAUUAAAAGCAAUAAUUACUAUUACAUCUAGUUUUGUUACACUUAUAUUGUAUGCAGGGCUUGCCCAAGCAAUUGGAAUAUUUUAAUAAUUGUUAAUUUAAAAAAUGAACAAAUUAGUUUCAUUAUAAUUAUUCAAAAACAUGAUAAUAAACAAUUAUUCUUUUGUGUUAAUUGUAAAUUUUUGUAUUCAACUGAAAUAUAAUACCAUUAGGACCAUAAAGAAAUAUUAUUUAUUACAUGUUAGAAGUCCUGAUAUUUGAACUGAGUUUCUGUCAUUAAAAGUUUUUGAAUCAGGCUAUGGUAAAUUACAGAUUUUUAACAAACGCUUUUCGAAAUAUUAAUGAAAUAUCCUUUUUAUUAAUUCUUUAUAUUACAAACAAUAAAUAUACAACAGAUAAACUAGUAACUGUGAUGUAUAUAACUACGAUAUAUGAACGAGAAUAUUAAUGUUCCAUUUUUUAUUCUCUGUUUUGCGUGUGUGUGGCUAGUAAACUAAUUGUUAAAAGAGGGAAAUUUCAGAAUAAUUUUUGCUGACUACCGUGACUUCGGAAUCGCUUUUUAUUAGCGAAAGGACGAAUUUUUUUUUUGUUUACAAAACCUCAGAUAAAGAAAACCCAAAACAAA
Agrilus planipennis (emerald ash borer) is the source of this 1315-nucleotide messenger RNA. RefSeq names its product transmembrane protein 147. Lineage: Eukaryota; Metazoa; Arthropoda; Insecta; Coleoptera; Buprestidae. The transcript has 3 exons. The record is from RefSeq and is a predicted model, not a curated record. The coding region runs from base 97 to 777 and encodes 226 amino acids.